CAAGUUGUCCCAGAAAUGAUACGGUUAGCUCGACCAGGUGGAUGGGUCGAAAUCUUAGAAGGGGAUGCAUGUCUUACAUCUAAUGGGUCCGUUACAAAUAGAGUUGCAAGGGCUCUCAAUAAUUUCAUGACAUCAAAAGGAAUAAACCCUAAAAUUGGAAAAGAAUUUCCAAGAAUUUUUGAAAAAACAAACGCGUUUUCAGAAAUUAAAUAUGAGGAAAAAUCUAUCACUUUAGGUAAUAAAGGUGGUAAAACUGGGAAAGAGACUCUACACUGUUAUGUUAGUGGCCUCAAUUCUUCUAGAGGAAUUUUAGCAGCCUCGAUGAAUGUAACGCCCGAACAUUAUGAUGCUCUUUUAGAAACAAUAUUAAUUGA
Ambispora leptoticha is the source of this 374-nucleotide messenger RNA. Lineage: Eukaryota; Fungi; Glomeromycota; Glomeromycetes; Archaeosporales; Ambisporaceae. The record is from the annotation of a GenBank genome assembly.